Messenger RNA from Lynx canadensis (Canada lynx), 1505 nucleotides. It is a transcript of the gene SLC35G6, whose product is annotated as solute carrier family 35 member G6. Lineage: Eukaryota; Metazoa; Chordata; Mammalia; Carnivora; Felidae. Bases 1 to 1503 code for a protein of 500 amino acids. The transcript is spliced from 4 exons. The record is from RefSeq and is a predicted model, not a curated record.
AUGGCUCCGGGGCCCCUGCCCGCCCCGCGCACCCCGCACACCCCAACUCUGGGGCGCUGGGCGGCCCACCCCUCCCCCUCUCCGCCUGGCUCCUACGCCAUCGCCCUCCCGGCAGCUUGCAGCGCCGUACCCCCCCAGCGCCGCCGCCGCCGCCGAGAGGAGGCCGGCGCAGCGCAGCCGACACCGACGCAGGGCUCCGGGCUCGGGCUCCGGGCGAGCGCGCCCGACGGCCUCGGCCCGGACCGAUCGCGGGACGGGACCCGCGCGGCGCAGGGCCGCCGGACGGGCGGGCACCGAGCGGGCGCGGGGCUGGCUGCGGCACCCCCGCCGGGCCGCACGACCACCCGCUGCCUAGAAUUUACCCAGAGAAACACGAUGCCCCUGGACCGCUCACCCCCUGCUUCCUGCUUUAGAGGCCCAAGGCCCACGCUGUAUCACCUCAUCCACAUUCAGGCCCUUUCUAGCUCCCAAGAGCUCCUCAGCGAGACGGCCGGCAGUCACCCCUACUUCAACCUGCCCGACUUCACCCAGCCAUCGCCGCCCUCCACUCCGCCCAGCCUCCCCUCGCACCAGCGCUGCCGGCCCUCCGAUGCCACCAAGGGCCUGCUUGUGGCCCUGCUGGGUGGGGGCCUGCCCGCUGGCUUCGUGGGCCCCUUCUCUCGUAUGGCUUACCAGGCUUCCCACUUCCCCUCACUGGAGCUGCUCAUCUGUCGAUGUCUCUUCCACCUCCCCAUUGCCCUACUACUUAAACUGCGCGGCGACCCUCUGUUGGGACCUCCCGAAGUCCGGGCCCGGGCCUGCCUCCACGCCCUGCUCAACGUCCUCAGCAUCGGAUGCGCCUACAGUGCGGUUCAGGUGGUGCCGGCCGGCAACGCUGCCACGGUCCGCAAGGGCUCUUCCACAAUGUGCUCUGCCCUCCUCGCCCUCUGCCUCGAGAGCCAGGGUCUCAGCGGCUACGACUGGUGUGGCCUGUUGGGCAGCACCCUGGGACUCAUCAUCAUUGUGGGACCGGGACUAGGGACACUGCAGGAGGGGACCACGGGCCUCUACACCGCCCUGGGCUACGUGCUCGCCUUCCUGGGCGGCCUGGCGCUGUCGCUGGGGCUGCUGGUAUACCGCUCUCUGGACUUCCCCUCUUGCCUCCUGACGGUGGCCUUCCUGUUUGGCUUGGUGGGGCUGGUGGGCUCUGUGCCAGGCCUCUUUGUACUGCAGACCCCUGUGCUGCCCAACGACCCUCUGAGCUGGAGCUGCGUGGGGGCGGUGGGGAUCCUGGCCCUGGUCUCCUUUGUGUGCGUGAGCUACGCGGUCACCAAGGUCCACCCCGCCCUGGUGUGCGCCGUCCUGCACUCCGAGGUGGUGGUGGCCCUGAUGCUGCAGUACUACGUGCUCUAUGAGACAGUGGCACCUUCUGACAUCAUGGGGGCAGGGGUGGUGUUGGGUAGCAUUGCCAUCAUCACCGCCCAGAACCUCAGCUGUGAGAAGGAAGGGCAGGUGGAGGAGUGACA